AGUGGCGCUGUCGACGUUUGUAGACCAUUCACUAGUCUCAGCCAACGUCGGCUAACUCCUUAAGUAUAUUGAGAGCUUUUUGCAGAGGUGGUGAUGGGUGACAUUCGUCAGUCGUUGCUGCCUCGCGAUGUGCUGAGUGCCGCCAAAGAGCUGCUGUAUCACCUGGACAUCUAUAUCUGUAACAUGGUGCAGUCCGGGAGGCAGCCUCCUCAGGUCGACUCCAAAACCCAGGAGCUGGUGGAGGAGUUCAUCCUGCAUUCACCUAAGGACAGAAACACCCCAGCUAGGAGGAUGAGUGCUCUUCAGGAGCUCCAGCUCUUGGAGAUCAUGUGCAGCUGUUUCCAAGAACAAAGCCGCGAUACCGUCCGUCAGCUCAUGUUCUCGGCCCUCUUUAGUCUCCAAGGCAACCAGGCGGACGAAAGUCGCAUGGCGCUUUUAGGCAAGCUGGUCUCCAUGGCAAUCGCUGUGGGCAGGGUUCCCAUCUUGGAAUGUGCUGCUACCUGGUUACAGAGAACCCACCGUGUGUACUGUGUGCGCCUGGCUCAGGUUCUAGUAGACGACUACUGUAGUAUGGUGCCGGGCUCCGGGCCCACGCUGCAGAACAUCCACAACGCCAGCCCACGCUUCUGCUGCCAGUUCAUCACCGCUGUCACCACCCUCUAUGACCUCACCACAGAGGAGCUCACCCCUCCUUUAGAACUCCUCCAGAUGAUCGUGUCGUGGAUCCAAGAUGACCCUGGUCUGGUCCUAAUCAACUUCCUGAACACGGCCCUCUCUGGCAAUCAGCCAAUCAGCUCACUUGAUGUCACACCGUUAGGGGGGUUGGUGCGCUGGUGCGUCAAAGCCCCCCUGGCCUACAGGAGGGACAAGAAGGCGGGGUUAACCAAUGGCACCGCUGAGGGGGAGCCAGAGGUGGGGCCUCUUUUCUCUGCUCUCCAUCUGAGUGUCCUACAGGUCCUCAUGCUUUUGCCAAACAUACUAAAUGAGAAGGGGCUUUACGGUCGCCUGGCGCUGCUCCAGAUGGAGUCUCUGGCCGCACUGACCUCGGACCUCUCCAGGCUGUUGGACCAGGCCGACAAACACACUCACACAUCGUCCACAGAUGCACGUGGACUGUCUCAGCUGGCCCUGGACCGGCUGGCUCAGGCCCUGCAGGUGGCCAUGGCCAAUGGAGCUCUACUCUGCUCGAGAGAGGACCUGAGAGCCAUCUGUUCCCGCCUGCCACACAACAAUUUGCUCCAGUUGGUGUUGUCAGGCCCAGUGCUGUACUACAACAACAUCCACACGCCUCCACUGGCCUUCAGCCCGCACGCUGCUCAUUCCCCCAUCGCCUCACACCCGACACACCCUGCGCACACACCUUUAGCCACCCAUCCCUCCUCUCACCCUCAGUACCCCGCUCAGCCUUUCAUGGCGGGGAUGUCGUUCCCCUUCCGACCCAGCCACUAAAAGAAAUAAUGUCGAGCUUGUUUGCAGAUGUGAAGCUGUGUGUUUAUGUAUGUGUGUGUGUGUGUUUGUUGCUGUGCAUGAAUGAAUGUAUGUGUGAGUGAUGUAUUAUGUGUUAUGAUGUUAAUGAGCAGAUUUGCUUCUGCUGGAAGUCUGUGAGGCUAACACGUUUGUCCAAUAAAUAUUUUUUUACUUCA
Molecule: messenger RNA, 1643 nt
Organism: Anarrhichthys ocellatus (wolf-eel)
Lineage: Eukaryota; Metazoa; Chordata; Actinopteri; Perciformes; Anarhichadidae
Gene: ints15
Product: integrator complex subunit 15
Exons: 8
Coding region: 94-1449 (451 amino acids)
Source: RefSeq, a predicted model, not a curated record